AUGGCGAUGGUAUCAGGAAGACGAUCUACACUAAACCCAGACGCACCGCUCUUUGUUCCGGCAGCUGUAAGACAAGUGGAAGAUUUCUCACCGGAAUGGUGGCAAUUAGUGACAACCUCGACUUGGUACCAUGACUACUGGAUCAGUCAGCACCAAGGACCAGAUGGUUUCUAUGACAACGGUGAGAACGACAAUGGUGGUCAGGUCGAUGUAGCUGAUCUUCUUCCAGAAUCAUUUGAUUUUGAUGACAUGGAAGAUUACUUCGACACUGAGUUUGAUCAAGGAUUCGAUGGAAGUUUGUACUACCAAGCACCUUCCGAGUUUGGAUUAGGUAAGAAUGGUGAGAUGGUACGGAAAUCGACCGGGAACAGGAGUCCGAAAUCAGUUGCCGAACCUGCGAAGUAUGCGGAAAAGCCGGCGAAAUGGGGAAACCAGAGGGUUGCUCCAAGAAACAUCCACCAGCCUCGUUGA
Arabis nemorensis is the source of this 471-nucleotide messenger RNA. The record is from the annotation of a GenBank genome assembly. NCBI's taxonomy places the organism in Eukaryota, Viridiplantae, Streptophyta, Magnoliopsida, Brassicales, Brassicaceae.